UUGCAUCAAUUUGGUUAGCAGCAGCCUUGUCUGAAGCUUGGGCGGUCAGACAGUCAGAGCAGGAGAGAGCAGGAGGUUAGCUGCAGCCAUCAUAGGGAGGGAGUAGCUCAACCCAUAAACAGAAAUAUCAGAGCUGCACAGACACAUAGUUUUGCAUCUGCCAUUUUCUGAAGCUGUGCAAGACUAGAUGCGGGCAGAGACGUGAAUCAGUGCAUAGAGACUGCCUUGUUUCAGCACCUUGGACAGAGCACCCAGCAAAAUGGCUCCAGUCAGUAGCAGCACUGAAGCUUUUGAUGAAAUCCCUUCAAUGGUUGGACUCAUAAGUGCAUUUGGCCUUGUAUUCACAGUGUCUCUAUUUUCCUGGAUCUGCUGCCAGCGUAAAUCAACAAAAUCUAACAAAACCCCUCCAUAUAAGUUUGUUCAUGUGUUAAAGGGUGUUGAUAUAUAUCCAGAAAAUUUAAACAGCAAAAAGAAAUUUGGUGCCGAUGAAAAAACAGAGUUGUCUCCUAAAUCAUUAGUCUCAAAAUCAUCUCUACAUCUUGAUCUUGAGAAAAGAGACUUAAAUGGAAAUUUCCCUAAAGCAAACAAAGUUAGAAGUUCUCCAGAUCUUGAGGAUUUUUCACAACCUCAAAUACCAGAAAAUGAGAAAGAAUCUAUAUCUCCAGAGAGCAUCAAGUCCAGCACAUCCUUGUCAUCUGUGGACAGGCAAGAUAAGCUUGGAACUCUCUUCUUCUCAGUAGAGUAUAACUUUGAGAAGAAAGCCUUUGUGGUUAAUAUAAAAGAAGCCAGAUCCCUUCCAGCAAUGGAUGAACAAUCCAUGACAUCUGAUCCAUAUAUAAAAAUGACCAUCCUUCCUGAGAAAAAGCAUAAGGUCAAAACUAGAGUACUCAGGAAAACCCUUGAUCCAGCUUUUGAUGAGACCUUCACAUUUUAUGGAAUUCCCUACAGUCAGGUCCAAGACUUAGUCCUACACUUUAUAAUCCUUAGCUUUGACAGAUUCUCAAGGGAUGAUGUUAUUGGAGAAGUCCAUUUUCCUCUCUCUGGAAUCGAAUUGUCUGAUGGAAGGAUAUUGUUGAACCGGGAAAUAAACAAAAGGAAUAUCCGGAAAUCAGCUGGACGUGGAGAAUUGCUGAUCUCUCUCUGCUACCAGUCUACAACAAACACUUUAACUGUGGUUGUUCUAAAGGCUCGGCAUUUACCAAAAGCUGACAUAUCAGGAUUAUCAGAUCCUUAUGUGAAAGUGAAUCUUUAUCAUGCUAAGAAAAGGAUUUCCAAAAAGAAAACUCAUGUCAAGAAAUGCACUCCAAACGCUGUAUUUAAUGAACUCUUUGUGUUUGAUAUACCAUGCGAAGGUCUAGAAGACAUAAGUGUUGAGUUUCUUGUGAUGGAUUCAGACAGGGGCUCCAGAAAUGAGAUUAUUGGGCGGUUAAUUCUUGGAGCUUCUGCAGAUGGAACAGGUGGAGAGCACUGGAAGGAGAUCUGUGAACACCCUCGGAGACAAAUUGCCAAAUGGCACAUGCUUUGUGAUGGUUAGAAUCCUAGACAUGAUUGGACUUUAAAUAUAUCCCCAAAUCCUAUUUCUUUGCAGUGUAAUAUAAGACGCUUCAAAAUACAAUUUUUUUUCUGUUAUUUCUUUUCUUUUGUGAACAAUGAUUUAGGAAAAAAGUUGGAAAAACUCAAAACAAAGAUAACAUAAUGAUGUUACCUUUAUAUUUGUAUAUGAGGAUUGCACAGUGCAUACAUACUGUGUAUAAUCAAUUCCACUAAAUGCAGUGGAAUACAUUAAACUAUGUUCAUACUCUUACAAAGCUCCCCAAAUGUCAUGGGCAAUGACUUUGUUAUUGUUCAUAAUAUUGAGUGUUCCAAUGAAGCUUUAAUCUGUCAUGUAAACCCACUUUCAUAACAUUUAAAACAUAUUCCAAAAAAUGAAAAAGAAAGGGAAUGACUCAUUGGGAACAACUUGAUUUACUUGCAUCUCAUGCUUUGUUGUUCUUCUUGUGAGUUGCUGUAAAAACAAUCUGCUGUUUGAAAUUGUGAUUCUAUUAAAUUAAACAUUUAAUCAAAUGCAGAAGACAAAACACAAAGUUAUGAAAGGACUCUGAGAACAGUAUUGUGUUCAGUUACUAAUAUGUCUAAAGCAUGCUUGUAUGUGUGUAAGGAGUGAAUCCACUGGACAUUGAAAGUGAGAUUCAGGCCAUGAACUCGGGUUCUGAAAAACUCCAUGUUAAAGGAAUUGAGGUUAUAUAUGCAGAACAUCUACUAAAAUUUUAAAUUAAAUUCCAAAGCCAUUCUCAGAACAGAUGAGAAUAUUCCAGAUAUAGCAACAAAAUAUUAAAUUCAGGAUUGAAGUACGGUAAUGCAAUGGUAACAGAUGUUUAGGUACAUGUUAAAGAUCAGGUUGCAACUUAGAAAUCAGGAACAUAGCUCAAGAGAAGGUAUGUAAUUUUACUGUGAACAAAAAAUUAAAUUCAUGACUGUUCUAAUCAGAAAAUAACUGCUAAUAGAUGAUAACUACAGAGUCAGACCCAUUUCAACAUUUUGUAAUUUUUACAAUAAAGUCAACUUUAGUCACAAUAUUCAAUGAUACACAAAUUGAAUUGGAAGGACAUCAUAAUAAAAAGUGAGAAAAAAGCUUGAACAUGUUUUUUCCACAUAAAUUACUAUACCUAUAUGGGUACACGUGUAAUAACACGUGGAAAAUUGUCCAAAAAGCAUUGCAUAUUCACUACUUCAUUAUAAUUCUCUUGGCCCAUAAAUUGAUGAGGGGCAUUGUGGAGUAAAGAUGAAAUACAAAAAAGGUCUUCAUUCUUGCCAAAAAAAAUAAAAAAUCAAGAUUCUAAAAUAUACUAUUAACUGUAUUUGAAUAUGUUUAUCUUGGGGAUGUGAGAUGGUAUUGAUAUAUGGAAUAUAAAUGACUCAUACAUUCGGAUAUUUAUGAGACCCAAAUCUUUCAGAAUUUCUUGAAGACGAUUUGUUUUCUGGUCACGAAACAUAUUUUAUACCUUUGUGAAAAUACAGAUUAACUAAUAGAAGACUUUGGAAAGAGACAUGAAAAUUAAAUUUGUUAUAUAUAAAAAAAAAAAAAUACAACACAGAGAUAUUAAGAGGCUUCCUAUUUAAAAUAUUGUCUCAUGAAAAGUUAUUACUUGCUUACAGCUAUAACAAACUAUAUCAGUUUGGAAGGGAAAGUGAUAUCGAAGAAGCUAUAUGCCUGAAUAUAUUAAUUUAGAAGAAUAAAACGAGCAAGACCAGGUGAUGAAGAUCUAUCAUGCAAUUAUGGAUAAAUUGAGCAAGAACAAGACAAGUGUCCAAUCUGGCAUCCUAUAUAACUUUAAUUAAGUAGCUUUCUAAAUACACUGUGAAAAUAUGGGACACAACAGAUGCAUUACCAAACCCUUUUGAACACAAAAUUGUUUAACAUUCUUAGCGGUUGUGGUUGUGACUGCCUGCAUUGCAGUCUAUAAGUGUACUGGUGUCUAUAGAAUAUAGGUUUAAGAGACUCUUCUGAAGACCUUCACAUAAACAAGUGUUUAAUGUUUCUACUCUGUGAAGAUUCUAAAACAAGUGACAAAUGAAUUCACAGUUAUGGGCUGACAUGUUUUUUUAAGCACGCAGAAAUAGUUGUGCUUAUCAUUUUACGUUUUACCAAGCCUUUAGCCUUCUCAUUUCCAUCCAUAAGAUGCCUUUAGGCAAAGACUGCAUCUGUUUUUUUUCAGGAUACCUUUUAGGUUUAUCUUAAUGCUACCAUUAUUUUUAAAUAGAGCAGUGAAUAGUUAUAACUGAGCCUGACACCUACAAUGUUAACUAAGAGUAACUGAGUGUGUAAAGAAGUGCAACAAAAUGAGACAGGUCAGAUAAGAACCUUCCUCCAACUAGGAUCAGAUAAAAAAAAAAAAAAGGAAUUGUAGAGGAAAAGCCUUGUGAAAAUGCCAUAUUUUGUGAUCUUAUAUACACUAUCAUGUUGAUAGGUAGAAAUGGCCAUUUGAUUAUUAAUUACUUUUUGGCAGUUAGACAAUACCUUGAAACAUUAUUAUAGAACUAUAUCAGUCAGUUCAGUCUUGUUACAUUCUGAAUAUAUAGAUCUGUUUAAGACAGUGGGAACAUAAAGAGAUCCUUGUUGUAUUCUAUAUAAAACUAUUCUUAAAAAAGCAGAAAAAUAAAUCAUGUGAAAAGAUUAGUGCACUUGACAAAUAACAAAAACUAUUACCUUGAAAACUGCAACAUAUUUGUCAUUUUACAAUUGCACUUUUUGUCCUAGCAUUUGGUACUUGUGUAUAAUAUAUUUUUUAUUACUUUAUGUAUUUCUCUAUAAAAGCAAGAUUGUAAUAUAUCAGAGAUAACAUUUUGUUCAUGGUUUCAUGUUUACAAAGACAUUUCUUUUUAAUUACGCACACGUGAAACAAAGUUAUUUAAUCUUCUGUUGGUAUAUUAAAAAUUAGUUUAAGAUAUUGCAACAUAAAGCAAACUGUAAAUAUUUUUAGGCUUGGUGAUGUGCCACAAAGAUAAUUUUCUGGAUUAUUGAUUUACUAAGCAAAUAAAAUGAAGAUAUCUAAUGUAUACUCUUUAACUGUUCUAAGUACUAUACCCUCUACAGCACAUUGUACAGGUUAUGGUGCUGCAGUCUGACAAAAAAGGGUGCGUUCCUGGUGUCUAUGCAUAGCCCUUUGCCUGCUUGUCUGUUAAAGUGGAAGUGAAUUUUGAGAUUAUCCAGUCCAGCUUUAGUCUGCAAUGACAGUCUGAAAGCACCUGGCUAAACCCACUUCCAAAUGGAGCUGUCAAAAAAUAUUCAUAAAUCUAUAGAUUAGUUGUUUUGUUUUUAACUGAAGAAAUAUCUCAGGAUAAUUCCCAUUGACCUUAAAUUUCAAAGCUCAAUGAUUAUCCUCUGGGACUCUGCAUAGGACAUGUUGUUUCUUCUGGUCCCAGAGGAUAAUUAUAUUGUUAUAAACUUAGGUUAUACCCUGAUCUAUUCAAAUUGUGACUGACGUCCUCCAAAUCACAUCCUUCCUGCUAUUAUCUAGGGCAAAGUUAUGCCCUGGUCACCCCAAAUGAGGAAUGAACAUAAAUAUUGGAAACAGUUAGCAUAAAUUUGGUAGAUAAUGAGACAAUUUAGAUAAUGAAUUAUCAAUGUGCACUAGAUUUACUAUUUUUGAUAAUCUAUCAUAUCUGAAUGAGGUAUAGGGAAGCUAAAUGUUUAUAAAAAAAAAAAAUAGCUCAAAUACUACAGGAAUGCAAUCGCAAAUAAUUCCAGAGUGACAUGCCAAUAUAAAAAAAAAUGCUAAGCAUUAUGGGAAAUAAAAUACUACAGUGGAUGGGAUCUACUAUUUGGAAGCCACUAUUGUAAAUAUUAAGGAUUAGUUAGGAAUCCCUUUACAUUAAUGUACAUUAAAGAGAAAUGUAGGUAGAGGGAGGUUCAUUGGAAUGGUGUCAUGGGGACAGCACAUUCUUUGGCACUCUGGGAUGGAUAGUAAGGGAUGUGUAGUAAUAUGCUAAGAUAAAGGCAUCCCUCAGCAUAAAAAAUAAUUUGAAUAAUGGUAAAAUUUAUAAUUCUUGCCAGGGAACUGUACAUUCACAUGUAUGGGUAGUUAUGUUUAUUGUAUUAUUAUUCAAUGCUAUGGAACUUGGCACUCUUCAUCAUGGUGCCCAUUGUGUCCAUUGGAUCCCCAGUGAUCAUAUUUUAACAUUUUAACUUGCUGUGCAUGUUUAAUAGAAGUAGAGGUCCAUAAGGCAGGACCUUCUAUGGGCAUAGGGUAAGUCAUCUGCAGCUGAAUUAUAAUUAUUUGUAAUUCCCCAACCAAUCACAUGAGAUAGGUGAAGGAACAGGUGGGCAGCUGUGGAUUCUGAUCUACUCAAUAAAAUUUUAAACUCUGGCACAGCGUUUGGGGGGUAACUAAUACGUAAUAUUUCCCAUAACAGUGCACAGGGUUUGUAGAUUUGGAAGGAUCCGAUCAUUCAAUAAUGUUUCCAUUUAUAGGUCCCUCCAGGGUAAUUGGGGUCUGGAGCCUUGUGUUGUUUAUUUUUAUUAUGCACUAUUUGCUCACAGACGUCUUGAACAGUUUGGAGGAUAUUUGUAAAUUAUUGGAGUUUGGUAAAUCUCCGAAUGCAUACUAUGUGUGACCAUUUGUUUUUCAAUUUAUUAGCAGAUUACUCAGAGCAUUGUGAGUAUAUACUAUAGUGUGUCUUUGACUCAUUGAUUGUGUUUGGUGUAUAUACAAAUAGUAGUCCAAUAGAAAAUGUGUGAAUUGCCACCAACUAUUGUUAAACCAGAGUUUGUUUGGAUUUCCAAAAAUAAGAUAGGAAAAGCAUAUUAUACUUGUACUUGGCCUAUAUCAAUAUAAGAUAUUAUGUCAUAGAAUUUGCAAAAUAUAAUGUGCAUCAAUAUCAUUAUAUUUUUACUUUGCUUUUACUUUCACUAACAGGCACUACUUUAAAACAUAAUUUGAUACAGUACGCAAGUAAUGUUUUUAGUCCCAUAUUAAGUACAUUAUCGUGCAUUUUGUUGGUGAAAAUGAUUGAAAGAGCACAAGUGAAUAAAUAUGCCUUUACGGAUGUUUGAUCUACUGUUCAGAUGCAGGUGUUUACUGUUCAAGUGGUAUGUGAAACAAUCUGUUUGACUAUAACCAGAUGCAUUUAUAUGUUCUAACAAUUAAAUACAAAACGGGUGUUUUGCAUGUAAUCAGUGGGUUGGGAGGAAUGUACACUGUUGUUUGUUGCAAUCUAUUUAUUAAAAAGCUAUUCAUUUCAACCAUU
Messenger RNA from Pelobates fuscus (common spadefoot toad), 6747 nucleotides. It is a transcript of the gene SYT4, whose product is annotated as synaptotagmin 4. The coding region runs from base 260 to 1534 and encodes 424 amino acids. NCBI's taxonomy places the organism in Eukaryota, Metazoa, Chordata, Amphibia, Anura, Pelobatidae. Gene Ontology annotation, cellular component: synapse; exocytic vesicle; plasma membrane. The transcript is spliced from 4 exons. Gene Ontology annotation, biological process: calcium ion-regulated exocytosis of neurotransmitter; regulation of dopamine secretion; vesicle fusion. The record is from RefSeq and is a predicted model, not a curated record. Gene Ontology annotation, molecular function: calcium ion binding; clathrin binding; SNARE binding.